Letharia columbiana is the source of this 762-nucleotide messenger RNA. RefSeq lists its product as uncharacterized. Bases 1 to 762 code for a protein of 253 amino acids. NCBI's taxonomy places the organism in Eukaryota, Fungi, Ascomycota, Lecanoromycetes, Lecanorales, Parmeliaceae. The transcript is spliced from 2 exons. The record is from RefSeq and is a predicted model, not a curated record.
AUGCCUCAAGAUCCAUCAAUCAAAUAUCACCUAGAGGCGAGGGUCCCUGAAGAGGAUGGUGCCGCUGGUAGUGAGAUUGGUAAUGAUAGUGGGGGUGGAAGGCCUCCUGGUCAAGAACACGGUGAUGGCAUGACUCCACAGAUCCCUCCCGCCCAAUACCAAACAGUAGAAAACUACGGCUGCCAUUCCUUGACCGAGUAUGCUUGGAUGCCGGAGGAAAUAGAUGGCGUGGUAAAGUCGCCCGGCUGCGCGAAAACCGGCAAGAUGCUUAAUGAUUGGCCAAUGCCCAACCCUGACGGCAAAUGGUACGACGAGUGGGCGACAGAUUUCGACGAUAGCUCAGACUGCAAUCUCUAUCUUGCCUGGGCACAAGGUGACAAUUACUGGAUCGCCUUUGCGCGUGACGCAUCAAACCACCCCAUGGGCGGGAUUGCCCCACAAAACCGCAGUGCGCUCAACCCGCCCGGAGUCUUCAGUCUCGGAACAGGCGGAUGGACAAUGACAGUAACGGAGGCGACAAGCGACUUUUCAGUGAUAUCUCCACCUGACAAUUCGGGCUUGAGCUUUGUCUGGGCACAUUCAGGCGGGGGAGAUGGUGAAGUCGCAUGGGCGAGCAAUUAUGCUUUUGAUGACUCGAACGAUGGGAAUCAGGGUGGGUGUGAGUAUUCCGUGGAUCCAACUAAGCCGCAGAAAAGCCAGGGUGGUAUGGUGGGUAUGAGGUACUGGCAGUGCCCGUUUCUGUGUAGGGUUGCACAUAAGUAG